Messenger RNA from Paramecium tetraurelia, 982 nucleotides. RefSeq lists its product as uncharacterized. Lineage: Eukaryota; Ciliophora; Oligohymenophorea; Peniculida; Parameciidae. Gene Ontology annotation, cellular component: membrane. The record is from RefSeq and is a predicted model, not a curated record. The transcript has 4 exons.
CAAUCUUUUAUGCUUUCGACAUAAGUUUUCAAUUCGUUCGCCUAAAGACAAAGUAAUGGAAUCAUUAAGUUAUUGGCAUAUGGAGUGUUCUUUGGAGGAGCUUAUGGGUUGUGCUUGGCAUCAAUGGAAGGGUGCUUAACAAAAAUAAUUAUACGAGAAAGUAGAAAAUGAGAUUACUGAAUGGAAACCCAUUACAAUCAAUGGUCUCAAUGCUAAUAGAUAUCCAUGGGCUCGUAAUAUCAGAUAAUGGGAAUAUAAAUUAGUGAAAUUAUAUGGAUAUUUCAGAGAUGAAAGAUUUUUCGUUAGAAGAGAAAGAGAGGGAAGAGACGGUUUCCUAGUCUUUGCCCCAUUUGUAACAGCUUUGUAAUUCAAUGAUACAGAACAAGAUCCUGAACAAACUACCAAAUCACAAGUCAUGGUGAAUUUAGGAUGGGUGCCAAAGGAUAACAUUAGCGAUAUUCAAAUGGGACAAGAGCCUAUUGGAACAACAACCUAUGAAAAUGUACCUCAUAAUGAAGAUGACGAUUAAUUGACAGGAUUCAAUAGAAAUGUAUUAAAUAUGGAAGAGGAUUAUCAAAUGCCUUUUGUCGAAUUUGUAGGAAUGGUAAGAAAAGGAGAAGAGGAAGAUGUUUUGAAGGGACGUAGAAAUUGGCCAAGAGAGGGAGUGUACAAUUAUAUUGAUUUGUGGUUCAUGUCAAGAUUGUACAGAUCGUUCAAUUUGACAGAUUGCUCAUCUGCAUACAUAGAAAGAUUGGUGCAAGAAUAUGAUGAAGAAUCAGCUAACUUAUAUCCAAUUCCUGCCACCAAAGACAACUUUGAUAAGCCUUUGCCUACUCCUUAGACACAUUAAGCAUAUUCAUUAUUUUUUGGGCUUUCUUCAAUAAUGUCGUUAGCCUUAUUAGCCAUUAGAAGAUGAUCUAUUAAAUAUAGUAUAUAAAACAAAAUAUUUCACCUUCAAAUAUUUGAAAAUUAACCAAAAAAA